Messenger RNA from Ficedula albicollis (Collared flycatcher), 2488 nucleotides. It is a transcript of the gene SS18, whose product is annotated as synovial sarcoma translocation, chromosome 18. The transcript is spliced from 11 exons. Gene Ontology annotation, molecular function: transcription coactivator activity. The record is from RefSeq and is a predicted model, not a curated record. Lineage: Eukaryota; Metazoa; Chordata; Aves; Passeriformes; Muscicapidae. Gene Ontology annotation, biological process: positive regulation of transcription by RNA polymerase II. Gene Ontology annotation, cellular component: nucleus. Bases 132 to 1319 code for a protein of 395 amino acids.
GCUGGGCGGAGGCGGGCGAUGUCCCUGGGCUUCUCCAGCCCUCACUUUUCCUCCUGUGCCUGGGCUGCCCUGAUCGCCCCCGUGGGCCUGAAUUAACCCGAGAGGAUUCGGCCUGAAAGUGGAGGAGUUGAAUGUUGGAUGAAAACAACCAUCUUAUCCAGUGUAUAAUGGACUAUCAGAACAAGGGAAAGACUUCUGAAUGCUCUCAGUACCAGCAGAUGCUGCAUACAAACUUGGUUUACCUAGCCACUAUAGCUGACUCCAACCAGAACAUGCAGUCUCUACUACCAGCACCACCCACACAGAAUAUGCCUAUGGGUCCGGGCGGGAUGAGUCAGAGCGGCCCUCCCCCACCGCCGCGCUCGCACAACAUGUCUUCAGAUGGUAUGGUAGGUGGGGGCCCUCCUGCACCACACAUGCAGAACCAGAUGAACGGCCAGAUGCCUGGACCCAACCAUAUGCCUAUGCAAGGACCUGGACCUAAUCAACUCAAUAUGACAAACAGUUCCAUGAAUAUGCCUUCAAGUAGCCAUGGGUCCAUGGGUGGCUAUAAUCACUCAGUGCCAUCAUCACAGAGCAUGCCAGUGCAGAAUCAGAUGACAAUGAGCCAGGGUCAGCCAAUGGGCAACUAUGGGCCCAGACCAAACAUGAAUAUGCAACCAAACCAAGGUCCAAUGAUGCACCAGCAGCCUCCCUCCCAGCAAUACAACAUGCCACAGGCAGGUGGCCAGCAUUAUCAGGGGCAGCAGCCACCGAUGGGAAUGAUGGGCCAAGUUAACCAAGGAAAUCACAUGAUGGGGCAGAGACAGAUUCCUCCCUACAGGCCACCACAGCAAGGCCCACCACAGCAGUACUCAGGCCAGGAAGACUAUUAUGGGGACCAAUACAGUCAUGGUGGACAAGGUCCUCCAGAAGGCAUGAACCAGCAAUAUUACCCUGAUGGUCAUAAUGAUUACGGUUAUCAGCAACCGUCGUAUCCUGAACAAGGCUACGAUAGGCCUUAUGAGGAUUCCUCACAACAUUACUACGAAGGAGGAAACUCACAAUAUGGUCAGCAGCAAGAUGCAUAUCAAGGACCACCCCAACAGCAGGGUUAUCCACCACAACAGCAGCAAUAUCCCGGCCAACAAGGCUAUCCAGGACAACAGCAGGGUUAUGGUCCUUCCCAGAGUGGUCCAGGGCCUCAGUAUCCCAAUUAUCCACAAGGACAAGGACAGCAGUAUGGGGGCUACAGACCCACACAGCCUGGGCCACCGCAACCACCACAGCAGAGGCCUUAUGGAUAUGACCAGGGUCAAUAUGGAAAUUAUCAACAGUGAAAAAGUACUCACAUUCCAGUAGGCAAAAUUUAUUAGCAGCCAUAUUGUCUCCUCAGCACUGUGGACAUCUUCCCGAGAUGAGAACCUCCCAUUCCAUCUAGAUUUUGGAAAAAUCUUGUGGCUGUUAUAUGGUAUACAGUCUUUAUGGGUUAAUUGGUAAAGACUGUAGAUUCUCAGAAACUAGUUUCACAUCUCUACUCUAGAUGGCAAUAUUGGACAGAAAAUCUGUGACAUAACAAUUUGCAGUUAGUUGAGAACUGUAUGUCAAAUAUACUGUUACAGACUGAGAGGUGCGAACAGCUUUGUAUGUUUAUGAAGGUUAUGGGAAUUUAAUAUUUUUUCCACAGAUUUUUUUUGUAGGGGGAAAGGGGAAAUGCACACUUUUUACAGCAGCAAUAUUUUGUAUAUUAUGUUUUUCAUGUGGUGAAUAUGCAAGACAGUACACUACUCGCUGGGCAGGAUAGCAAAUCUACUGUUAAAAAUGGGUAGGGGCAUGGUAAAUGCUUGAUUGUAUUAGUCUUGAAAUGGUGUACAAUAAAGAUAACAGUGAAAAGAUGGAGAGCAUUCUAUGUCACUGACGGGUUCACAUACAAAGACUGAGAAUCCCAGUUACCUAAAUGGGAACAUAAUUAAGGACAGUGUAAUAUAGUCUUGUGCAAAGAUGAAUUUUUUAAGCUUUCCAAUUUUUCUGAGUGAAGCGGUUUUGUAAAAAUUGUUUUUAACAUAGUUUGACAAUUUUCUGCAACAUUUUUUGGGUAACAAGACAAAUGUUUGGGUUUUAUUUCUCAAGUGUUUUGUCAGAGCUUUGCAUAAGCAAGCUGUAAUCCUUCUUAAUAAUUGCAAUAACAAAGAAAAUGACAAGUGUUAAUUUUACUUGGCUUGAAUAUGCAAAGAACUUGAAAAAGAAUAUGGAGAACAGGACUGUAUUGUAUAAGUGUAUUUUAACCUUUAGUUGAAUAAUUUGUAUGUAUCAAAAUAGCCUAGAGGACUUUGUAAAACCUAUCUAAACUUUUGUCGUGGUUUAGGAAUGGUAUUCCCCAAUUUUAGUCUUCCCGCUGACACUCCAAACCACGUGCCGCUCGCUUGCUCCCCACUCUCCCUCCCCUUCCCUUGUGGCAGGCUGGAGAGGAGAAUCAGAGGCACAAAAGGUAAAGAUCACGGCUUGAGAG